UUACAAACCAAAUAAAAUUUGAAAUACAAUUUUGAUGAAAAUUAUUUUAUUCCGUGUGGAAAUAGAGCAACAUCAUGGCAGCUGGAUCGAUAGCCGUUCCUACUAUUAUGCCUCUUCGAGUACCAAUCCUUGGAGAAUCAAAGAAUGUGAUUGAUUCAAACACUUUGAUCGAACUUAAAUCUGGGACAAUUGGGACGAAGAUCUAUUACACUGUUGACAACACAAGGCCUGAACCAUUCCGAAAGUUGGGUGAAAAUACUACAUUGAUUUACAGAGAACCAUUUAUGCUUAGAAGCGGAAAAAGAACUGUGAAAGCUGUUUCAAUGUUAAAGGACGGUAGAGAAAGCAACAUUGUUACCAAAGUAUUCACCGUAAAAUACGCAGAACCUACUGCUCAUUCCGAUUCUGAUAGCGACCAAACUGACAAUGAUAAAAAUUAUAAAAUAGAAAUGGCAAGAGAAAAUAAGAGAAUGUCAAAAAGACUGACAACUUCAAUUAUUGGUGGUGAACCAUUGACUUUACAACAAGCAUGGAAUGCACCCUCACCCAGAUCACCUAAACAAAAUGGAGCGAAUAAAAGUAUUUUAUCUCACCGAGCAGAUUCGAUAAGAAGAUCUUCGAAUUUCUCAUUGAAUCAGGAAAUCGACACUUUGAGAUGUGUGUAUUGUGAUGCUCCUCGUUCUAAAAGCUCUUUUGCUCGUUUUUGUGGAAAAUGUGGGAAACCAGUCCCUGUUGAAGCUGGUGCACCAACUGUGGAACCUGGAUCUAUGGGAAUGUGUGUGAAGUGUAGAUCUUAUAUUCCACUCAACCAACCGAAUUGCAUUGUCUGUGAAGAACCGAUUGGACCAAAACUCAAACCUGUGUCUAGCAUUCGAUUUGAGGACAAAAUUAUCUGUGGAUCAUGUGGGACUAAAAACCCAUCAUCUUUGACACAUUGUGCCUCGUGUGAGCAUCGAUUUCCUGGACCAAUACACACUGAGGAAACGGCUGCUCCUUUACCUAAAUUGGAUGGUCAGUUGGUCAAAUGUCCAGUGUGCAUGAGAGUCAAUAAUCCUGAUGCCAGAUUCUGUGACUGGUGUGGAUCAAAGCCGAUACCAGAGCAGAAUCCUCUGACAUGCUCAUUAUGCAAGGCGAGUAAUCCUCCAUACUCAAAGUUUUGUGCACACUGCGGAGCAAACUUUGCUCCCCCGAAUCGUAUGGAUCCAAGAAAUAAUGAUCUCGGUGAACAAAUUUGUGACUCCUAUCCCUUCGACAAUCUACCAAUGUGGCAAGCAAUACCGCUACCUUCUGUACCAAGAUCACCUAGAAGCACAAGAAUGCUUCCUGCUCCAAGACCCAACAAACGAGAUGACUACACACAGACAGUCGGUCUCUUUUAUCCCGGUGGAAAAAAAAUUCUACAAGAUCAGGAUGAUUUAGCUCAAAUGAGAUCAGUGGAAUUCAAAAUGAGAGACAAAAACCCUCCGCUGACUGCUAUAAGCCCUGGAAAAGGUUAUUGGAGAAAGCAACUUGAUCAUGUAUGUGGACAUAUCCGAGGUUACACAACAAAUAAUGUCGAAUUUCGAUCUGUGUUCGGAGAACCAAGACUAGGAAAGGUGACUGGAGCUGCUAUUGAUGAAACUGAAGAUGAAAUGACGAUCAGUUUUACCUUCACACUGAAAGGUCAUACUGAAUUUGGAGAAGAUGGAUUGAAAAGUUUACGCAGAGAUAUCUACCAGAAUCUAGAAAAGAAAGUAGCUUUUGGCAGCACUUUCAAUCCCGAGAAAGAGAAUAUUGAAGUAAAAGCCGGUAAGAAGAAAAGUAAAGGAAAGAAGAAGCAUUCAACCAACAAUAAACUGGACAAACUGAGUCCUGAAAAUCGAUUGCUCAUCAAAGAAGUAGGACCGAAAGGUAGUGGUCGUAUUUCAGAAAUGAAAGAAUUAUUAAUGGAAGGUGCUGACACCAAUUGUGCGGACGGUGAUGGUGUGACGGUGCUCAAUCACGCUGUGAUGCAAAAUCGUCUCGCUUGUGUGAAAAGUUUGAUAAAUGCAGGAAGCGAUAUAAACAGAACAUCUGCUGUAACACAGAACACACCCCUUCAUGAAGCUGUAAAAUUAGGACCGAAUGGAAAAGACAUAGUGGAAUUACUGCUAGAAAAUCAUGCAAAAACAAAUAUCAGGAACGCUAAAGGAUUAACAGCAUAUGAUCUUGCAGUGAAGGCAGAUUACAACAGCAUAGUGAUGUUGUUUAACGCUCACAAGGGAAAAAUGAUGGUCAACAAAAUGGUCAAACCAAAAGGUAAACAGGAAAAACUAAACUUGAAGAAGAGAAUUUCGUCUGAUUCCGAUUCUGAAUCAGAUGAAAUUGACAUGUUUUAAUCAACCACACGAUGUGGACCACUCAAUGAUGACAGCGCAAUCGGUCUCAUUAUCAGCAUCGUAAAGUUUAUUGUUUUAUGUUUCUCCAUGUUUCGAAAAUAUUAAUUUGUUUACUAACCCUUUUUAUGAAUCCUUUUACACUGCGUUUCGAGCUCGGCUUUUAACAAUCACAGGCUAUUAUGUUUUGUAGUUGAAACCGAAAUCCAGUUUGGCCAAUUUGCAAAUUUUUCACAUCUUGUGUAAAGUGGAAAUUAUGAAUUUGAGCACUAGAUCUUUAGACUGCUACGUCAAAAUAGUUCGUUCCAAGAGAAUAUUCCAUGGAACAAAAAUGGGUGCUCUAGGAGUGAAUGUACCAAUAUGGAGAUAACUAAUUUUGUGUAAAGAGACCGAAACUUAUGAGCAGGGGGUAUAUAUUACCUUGGCUAACACAGACAGUCCCCGAACUUGCAAUAGAACUAAAAUAAGGAAAAUCAGAAUAAAAUCAUGGCUUGGAUGGUCAAAACCGAAUAUUUCACUAUUCCGAAUACAUUCUGAAAAAAUAUUUUUGAAUAUGGGAUAUCGGAUACAUUCAAAAUUAGGGGCAAUUUUUCAUGUGGAAAAUACAUAAAUCACUAUUUCUUCUUAUUGAUCACAUCUAAAACGGUUACAAAAUAUAAAAAUUAUUGUUGUAUUCUGUGUGUUUGUUAUCUGUUGAGAUAUCGUACAUUUUGAUCUUCUUGUCUAGCGGCUCAAAAUCUCUGAUUUUCAAAUAAAAAUAUUCCAAAUAUUACUUCUAAAUUAAAAAAGUUUUAUAUCGAAUAUAAUGAAAUUUGAAUGAAAUCGAAUAUUCAAUUCGUUUCGGACAUCCCUGAUUUCAUACAUAAAUAAGUUAAUGAUCAGUGAAAUAUUUGACCACAAGAAAAACUGGAUAUCCCCGUCCUGCUCGUUUGAUACACUGAAUAACAUCUAAAUUUACAACAUUGAAAAGAUCUUGGGGAUAAUUUCCUCAGAAGUAUACAAUAUUUACCUUUUUUUCUAUUUUUAAACAUCUCCCAUAUUUGUGUAGAACAUAGUUUAUAUAUAUAUUUAAUAUGAAAAAUAUAUGUGGGUGAAUAAUAUUUCAACAUUUAUCUAUAGAUAAAUAGAUAGUUCAAUUUUGGAAACUCCAAAUUACUCACAAAUUCUAAAUGUAGAAUUCUAUAAACUAAUAUUUAAUGGAGUGAUCUUUCAUGAACUUUAUUGUGAAUUUUCUUCUCCAGUAAAAAUUUGUGUUGAUUUACUUUACUCGAUUUCGUUGAUUUACUUUACUGAUUGAAAAAAAUAAAAUUGACCGAGUAUGACUAAACUCAGUUUUUCUCACAUUUCUCAUCCUUUUGGCUGUGCAUGGUUUACUAUGUCCAGUAGUUGCCGGUCCAUUGUUUGAUUACACAUUGUUCGAACUAUUUUAGUUUUUUUUUUAUAUUCCUGCUAACUAUGUAAAAAUUUAUAUAAUGCAUUUGAAUUAUGGAAAUAUUUCGGUGUUUU
Molecule: messenger RNA, 3860 nt
Organism: Styela clava
Lineage: Eukaryota; Metazoa; Chordata; Ascidiacea; Stolidobranchia; Styelidae
Source: RefSeq, a predicted model, not a curated record